UUCGAUAUAAGCGCGGGGUGGCAGCGCCGCCGCGCAGUGCGCUCCCACUGUCUCGUCAAGACGUAACGUCCACUGCUAUGGAGAGAAAGGCGUUACUAGCUGUAGUGUGUUGGUUGACGUUUAGUGGGACGUUUGGAAAAGAUGAGAACGUAGUUAAUACUUUAGUUAUUAGAGACAAUAUCAGUGAAGGUAGUGCUCCCAGACUGUACCGCAAUGUUCCUAUUGGAGUAUACGCAAGUGCAGCGCCGCAUAUGGACCACUCGUUUCACAUUCCUAGAUUUGUCGCGGCUCCAAAAGCCGCAGCAAGCCGGAUUAUACCCGUGAAAGAAGAAUAUGUUGUACAUAAUCCAAAUACGUAUUUAAAGGAUUCGUAUGGUAACAGAUUUGUGGGAACACCUCAGUCUGCAUAUAAGGCGUCUUACCCACAGCAAUUCGUUCAGCUCCAAGCGUUGCCGGUUCAUCUUGUAAAUCCGUUACCUGCAGCAGCGUCCAGUUAUCAAAUCAAUCAAGCAACCCCACAGAUUAUUUAUGGAUCGCAGUAUAGAUUACCAGCUUUACAAACAGCAGCGCCUACUCCUAUAAAUAGAUUCACAGGGUUUAACCAACCAUUAGUGUAUGCUCAAAAUGUUCAACACGUGGCGCCCUCGCAUAGUCAAGUUCAGAGAUUAUCCACACCUAAGCAGACAUCUAACAAUGCGGUUUUUCAAAAUUCUCAAGCAAUAAUUAAGUAUCACGAAUUAAAGAACGAACCUAAGUUUCAACGACUUGAAGAAAGACCUAAAGCUAAUGUGGAAAGACAAGAAAAUGUAGAUAAUGUAAAACAGGUAGACAAAGAACAAUUACAAGAAAGUCCAGGUACACAAACUUAUACGACGAUAGUUAAUGGCCAAAAAACCGUGAUAAAUGUGGAGACUAAACCACCAGUACCGUUACUAGACUUGACACUUUUGGAACCGCUGCAUUUUGAGAAUCCUGUUGUUCCUCAAGUGCAGCACUUUUUGCCGAGGAUUAAUCAGGCUACGUACCAACAACUUCCAGAAUUCAACUUGGAAGGAAAAAAACAACAAAAGAAAAUUGAUGGUGAUGGUUUACAAAAAAAGUCUCCGAAAAAGAAACAAAAGAAACCAAUACAAAACGAAAAUACAUAUCAUAAACGAGUGCCUGUUAAGCCAACUAUAACAAUUAAAAACACUCCUAACGAAGCUCCAGAGAUUACAUAUGAAAUAAAUUCGCCUAAUUAUAAAGAAAUCUACAAAGAAAAAGUAGUAAGUUACAAUAAAGAGACAAAACCAGAGCCUGUAAAUUUUAACUAUGCUCGCAAGACAACAAAAGAACCUGUUACUUAUAGUUAUGAAAAUAUUGUAGAGAAAAAACCAAUUUCAUACACUUAUGUUCACAGUUCUAAGGGACCAAUGCAAGUUAAAGAAGUACAGUAUCAAACCAAUGGUCAGCCAAAACAUCUUAUAUAUAAAUUCAAGCCUGAAGAAAAUAAUGAAGAACAGAAGGAUACUUCACCUCAUCAUCCGCCUCCUCGGUCGGAGUCUGGUGAGUCAAGCUCUUCCGAAGAAACUGAUGAAGAGGAACACAAUUAUCAACCACAACAUGACGAGUACGAAGAAACACCGAGACAUGAGGAACAAUCUAGACCCGAACACAGAGAGGAGCAGUAUCAAUAUGAAUUGAAACAAGAACUUCGUAAUGAUGUUCCAUAUCAAGCACCACCUUCAUCAAAUCAACAAUUACAGCAACAUCAUAUUCCUAUACAGCACGAAAUUCAAAUUCAGCCUAUAACAAAAGAGUAUGAAGAAAACAUACGACUGAUACCAGUGAGUCCAACACAGGGCCCUAGUGCUGCAGUAAAAGUUAACCCUAAUCAACACAUACAAAGGCCAGCGCUACCGGUAGUGAAUCAAAAUAUCCACCCAUCUCCCGUUCCACAGUUACAUCAAGAACAUCCGCCUUCUUUACACGUUGUACAUCAGCAUCAUCAAAACCAACAUCCAACGCCAGUUCCACAAAGACACCAGAAUAAUCACAAUUAUAACCGUGCACCUCAUCAGACUCAUAAGAAUGAGCCUGUACCUCACAUCCUUGAGAAAUCCAAACAUAUAAUUAUCCAAGAGGAAACACCUGACGAAAUACAUUCUCAUCAAGAGAAAUUUAUGGCGAAAAUGAGGGACGAGGAAGAAAAUAACGAAGAGGACUUUGAGAAAGCUUACAAGGAUGCUGCUUACGGUUUUCCCGCUUAUGAAAAAUCUACUGAGGAUAUUGAAAGAGACAUUUAUAAUCCAGAAAGUUAUGGAAUACCUCCAGAUGAUGCCGAAUAUGAUAUUGAACAUACACCUUUCCAAGCCUAUCAGGCAGAAGGCGACAAGUUUCCAAAGUCAGCACGUCUAAUGUAUAAAGAUGCAAGGGAUAAUAUGAAGAAAGAUUAUUAUUUAGAUUACGCUAUCAGUAAACCCGAAAGUUUAGUUGAUUACCACAAAAAGAAAAAGGAAUAUUAUAAGACUUAUAAUAAGUAUAAGCCCGAGAAAUAUUUUUCUAACGAUGACAGUAAUAAUAAAAUACAGAAAGAGAAAUAUACCGCAGCGCCCACUUUUAAUUUCGGUUCUGAGCCUAAACAAAAUAAAAAUUAUUUUGCACAAUAUAAAGCCUCUCCGCAAAAACACGUUUACGAGUAUGAUUAUUCUAAAGAAGCACCUAAAAAUAGGGACAAUACGGCGCAUGCUUCAAAAUCUUACCAAAGAUAUAAGGGCAAGACACACUUUGUUGAGCCUCAAUUUCAAUAUGGAUUCGAACCUAUUUCUUUACCGCGGUUACUGGAUAGUGAGUUGGCCGCAAUGGCGACCAACAAUAGUCCCGAGAGUGAAAAGCCAGGUAUGAGAAAAAAGGUUUACCAAGAGAACUGGUAUAUUAAGAAAACUAGCACGGCAGGAGGUGAGCCGGCGAGUUGAUGACGGUUAGAUAAUUAUUUAUUACAAAAAUCUGUAUCGAUAUUUUUAAAGUUAGUUCCUAAGCAACGUGUU
Molecule: messenger RNA, 3026 nt
Organism: Galleria mellonella (greater wax moth)
Lineage: Eukaryota; Metazoa; Arthropoda; Insecta; Lepidoptera; Pyralidae
Exons: 2
Coding region: 78-2954 (958 amino acids)
Source: RefSeq, a predicted model, not a curated record